Molecule: messenger RNA, 1289 nt
Organism: Fomitiporia mediterranea MF3/22
Lineage: Eukaryota; Fungi; Basidiomycota; Agaricomycetes; Hymenochaetales; Hymenochaetaceae
Product: actin-related protein
Exons: 7
Coding region: 19-1155 (378 amino acids)
Source: RefSeq, a predicted model, not a curated record
GCACUUCAAGCUCGCAAAAUGUCUACAGAGUUUGACGAUGUGCUAACAAACCAGCCUGUCGUCAUUGACAAUGGCUCGGGCACCAUAAAAGCAGGCUUUGCUGGCCAAGACCAUCCAAAAUGCUUCUUUCCGUCAUUUGUCGGCCGACCGAAACACGUACGCGUUAUGGCUGGUGCGUUGGAGGGCGACACCUUCAUUGGUCGGAAGGCACAAGAGUUUCGUGGAUUGCUGAAGAUCAAAUAUCCUAUGGAACACGGUAUUGUAACUGAUUGGGAUGACAUGGAACGUAUAUGGAAUUGGGUGUACACGGAGGAGCUAGGAACGCUUAGUGAAGAGCACCCUGUACUCUUAACUGAAGCUCCUCUCAAUCCACGAGCCAAUCGGGACAUUGCCGCACAGAUAUUCUUCGACACUUUUAACGUUCCUGCUCUGUUCUCUUCCGUCCAGGCAGUUCUAUCUUUAUACUCUUCUGGCCGAACAACUGGCAUAGUACUCGACUCAGGCGACGGCGUAACACACGCAGUCCCAGUAUUCGAAGGUUUCUCGAUGCCACACGCGAUUCGCCGAGUAGACAUCGCAGGACGAGAUGUCACAGACCACCUACAACUCCUUCUCCGCAAAGCAGGUCGACACUUCCAUACAUCCGCUGAAUUCGAAGUCGUACGCACGAUCAAGGAGCGUUGUUGUUACGUCGCAGCCAACCCUUCAAAGGAGGAGAAAGACACUGCUGGACGGACAGAGGAGUUCCACCUCCCCGACGGGACUGCAAUACAACUUGGCUCGGAACGCUUUCGUGCUCCUGAGAUACUGUUCAAUCCCGAACUUAUUGGUCAGGAAUAUGCGGGUGUACACCAGGUGGUUGUUGACUCUAUAAACCGUGUGGACCUUGAUCUUCGGAAGAGUCUCUUCUCAAAUAUCGUACUUAGUGGUGGAAGCACCUUAUGCAAAGGCUUUGGCGACCGAUUACUGAACGAGGUGAAACGACUGGCCGUCAAGGACGUGAAAAUCAAGAUCUACGCGCCCCCAGAACGAAAAUACUCUACUUGGAUAGGCGGAUCGAUUCUAGCAGGUUUGAACACGUUUAAAAAGAUGUGGGUUUCUGCAGAAGAGUAUCAAGAAGACCCGGAAAUCAUCCACAAGAAGGCCGGGUUCUGAUUUUUUUCUCCUAUAGAUUCUUCUACUAUUCUGUUUAUGCGCAGGGCUUCUUCAUUUGUCUUCAAGUCAAUAUUUUCUCGGUAAUACCCAUUGCCCACCUGUAUCAGCUAGUGAUCUUAAUACCAGUAUUCACU